AUGCUGUUCCAUUUAGAAAUACAUUUGGCAAUCUCUUUCUAUCUCUUUUUGUAUUUCAUUCUCUCUCUCUCUUUCUCUCUCUCUCUCUCUCUCUCUCUCUCUCUCUGUAGCAUUCUGUCAUUUUCUCUCUUGCUCUUGUCUAUCAUCCUUCUCUUUCAAUCAUCUGUUCGCCUUCUCUAUCACACACACACACACACACACACACACUCAUUGACUCUUAAUCUCUUUCACUCUCUCUUUCUCUCUCUCUUUCCAUUAUAUAGCAUUCUAUCAUUUCCUCUCUCUUUCUCACUCUCUUUUUUAUCAUUGUCAUUCUCUCGUCCUUCACUUUCAUGCUUCUCUCUCUUUUUUCUUCUUUCUCUUUCUCUCUUUCUCUUUGUUUUUCUUUCUCUCUCUAUCUCUUUCUACCCCCCUCUAUCUCUCUCUCUCUCUCUCUCUCAAAUCUCUCUCAAAUACUAUUCCUGCUCUCUCUCUCUCUCUCUGUGUGUGUCUGUCUCUCUCUCUCUCUAUCCCUCUCCCUCUCGGAUAUGUGUUUCAACUAUAUUCGGAUACCUACUGACUAAUAUUUCUCUUUUUCUUUCUUUCUCUUUGACACACACACACACACACACACUCUCUCUCUCUUUCUCUCUCUCUCUCUCUCUCUCUCUCAAACCAAUACCCAUACCCUGCCCAACAUCUCUCUUCUUCACUCCCUCUCUCCCGCUUAAACAACACCCCUAUCCCAACUUCUGUGCUUCUUUCUCUCUAUAUCUCUUUCUCUUCGAUUCUCUCUCAAACAACGCCCCUAUCCCUGUCCUCUAUAUACAUAUAACAUAUAUCUUUCUCUCACUCCAUCCCUACCUCUCUCCCUCAAAUUUCACCUAUCCUUACUCCUGCCAUGUAUCUCUUUCUCACUCUCCAUCCCAACCUCUCUCUCUCUCUCUCUCUCUCUCUCUCUCAAAUUUCACCUAUCCUUACUCCUGCCAUGUAUCUCUUUCUCUCUCUCCAUUCACCCCUCUCUCUCUCUCUCUCUCUCAAAUUUCACAUCAUUACUCUUGGCAUGUAUCUCUUUCUCUCUCUCCAUCCCUACCUCUCUCUCUCAAAUUUCACCUAUCCUUACUCCUGAGAUGUAUCUCUUUCUCUCUCUCCAUUCACCCCUCUCUCUCUGAAAUUUCACUUAUCAUUACUCUUGGCAUGUAUCUCUUUCUCUCUCUCCAUCCCUACCUCUCUCCCUCAAAUUUCACUUAUCCUUACUCCUGCCAUGUAUCUCUUUCUCACUCUCCAUUAACCCCUCUCUCUCUCUCUCUCUCUCUCUCUCAAAUUUCACCUAUCAUUACUCUUGGCAUGUAUCUCUUUCUCUCUCUCUCCCCUCCCUCUCUCUCUCAAAUUUCACCUAUCCUUACUCCUCCCAUGUAUCUCUUUCUCUCUCUCCAUCCCUCCCUCUCUCAAAUUUCAACUAUCCUUACUCCUGCCAUCUUUCUCUUUCCCUCUCUCCAUCCCUUCCUGUCUCUCUCAAAUUUCAUCUAUCCUUACUCCUCCCAUGUAUGUCUUUCUCUCUCUCCAUCCCUCCCUGUCUCUCUCAAACUUCACCUAUCCUUACUCCUGCUAUAUAUCUCAUUCUCUCACUCCAUCCCUCUCUCUCUCUUUAUCAAACUUCACCUAUCCUUACUCCUGCUGUGUAUCUCAUUCUCUCUCUCUGUCUGUCUUCUUUUUGCUCUCUCUCAAACUUUACCUAUUCUUACUCCUGCCAUGUAUCUUUUUUCCCUCUCUCCUUCCCCCUCUCUCUCUCUCUUUCUCUCUCUCUCUCUCUCUCUCAAACUUCACCUAUCUUUACUCCUGCUAUAUAUCUCCUCUCUGUUCCUCACUCUCUCUCUCUCUCUAUCUCACACCAUCGUCCUCACACUCCUCAACCACCAAAAAGCACAAGCUUACGACCACAUCACUUCACGCACAUUCGAUAACUUACCAGUUAGGACAAAUAUUCUUGGCGAGGAACGAACAAUUUUUCAAACAGAAUGGCUACGUCAAUGGAUUCCUGUCGGGAGUUGCAUAAAGAAUGGAAACUGUAACACAUGCCAAGUCAGGAAUCGAACAAUGUCGAUUCUAAAGUUUCCUUUUUAUCUUUUCUUUUUAUCUUUGUUUUUUUACAUCUCUUUCUUUUCUUUUUUUUUACGUUGUAAUUCUACCCUUUUUCUUUCAUUUUUUUUCUUUACUUUUCUCUUCUCUUUUCGCUUUUUGACUUUUUUACUUUUUCGUAUCCACUCAAUUUUUUUCUUUUCUUUUUUUUCUUUGUUUCUUCUUUUCUAUUUGUCAUUAUUCUUUUCUUUCGAUUCUCUAUUCAUUUUUCAUUUUCUUUUCUUUUACACUUUUUUUCUUUCAUAUCAUUUUUUUAUUUUUUUAUUUUUUAUUCUUUUUUCAAUUUCUUUCAUCUUUUACCUUUUUGCUUUUCUUUCCUAUUUUUCUCUUUUUCUUUUCUUUUUACAUAUUUAUUUCUUUUUUAUUUCUCUUCCUUUUUCAUUUCUUUUCUUCUUCUUCUUCACCUUUUAUCCGUUUUUCAAUUUUUUUUCUUUACAUUUCUCUAUUUACUUUUUCGUUUUUUCUUUUCUUUUUUUCCGUUUUAUUUUAUCUUGGUUUUUCUUCACAUUUUCUAUUUUACUCUUACUUUUUCGUUUUUUUUUUCUUUUCUUUUUCUUUUCGUUUUCUUUUCUUCCAUUUUUUUCGUAUUUUUUUCUUUUUCGUUUCAUUCCGUUUCUUCUUUUUUGCUUCUUUUUCUUCUUUUUCUGUUUUCCUUUCUUUUACUUUUUUCUUCUUCUUUGUUUAUUCAUUUUCUUUUAUUCUUCUUUUAUUUUUUUUUCUUUCCGUUUACUUCUUUGUUCUUUUUCAUUUCCUACAAUUUUUCUCCAUUUCUUUCCCUUUUAUUUCUUUUUUUGUUUUCUUUUCUUUUCCAUCUAA
This is a messenger RNA of Acanthosepion pharaonis, 2934 nucleotides long. NCBI's taxonomy places the organism in Eukaryota, Metazoa, Mollusca, Cephalopoda, Sepiida, Sepiidae. The record is from the annotation of a GenBank genome assembly.